Cucumis sativus (cucumber) is the source of this 1363-nucleotide messenger RNA. RefSeq names its product zinc finger protein CONSTANS-LIKE 6. The record is from RefSeq and is a predicted model, not a curated record. Lineage: Eukaryota; Viridiplantae; Streptophyta; Magnoliopsida; Cucurbitales; Cucurbitaceae. Gene Ontology annotation, molecular function: protein binding. Gene Ontology annotation, cellular component: nucleus. Bases 69 to 1043 code for a protein of 324 amino acids. Gene Ontology annotation, biological process: regulation of DNA-templated transcription. The transcript has 3 exons.
AUUAUAUUUUUCCUCUAUUUUCAUAGAGUAAAAUUUUUGUCCAUGUCUUCUUUGAACAACCAAAAGAAAUGUGCAGGAACGACUCAUUAAUCAAACACCCAAUUCGUAAAUCUCGAACCAAAACCAGACGACCCAAAUUCCUCAGUCUUCGAUUACAGUUAACUUCUCCCAAAUCACCACCGAUGAUCCACCACCCACCACUGCCACCGCCACCUCCUCCGCCUCAGAAACAGCUAACUCUGUUUCCCCUGCAUCCGGAGAAUCUACAAGUAGAAGACAGAGAAGACGACGUCGCCUUCAUCUUCGAAAACGACGAUGUCGUAAGUAGCAGCUGCUGCAGCUUACAAAGCUUUCUCCCAUGUUACCAAAACGAGAUGUCAUCGGAGGAAGAGUCUCGGAAUUUGGUGGAGGAGGCAGAGCUUGUACGGACGGCGAUGAGGAACAGAGAAAGGGAAACGGGGGUGGAGGAGAAAUGGGUUUGUUAUUCGGAAGUGGUGGAGAAGAAGGAGGAGGAAGUGACGAGUACGGCGGCGGAUGAGUGGGUUAAGAAGGUUAAGAUGAUGAAGAAGAAGAAGAAGAAGAAGAAGAUUAAGAUGGAGAUGAUUGGGAAACAGUUAUGGUUGAAGCUUGAUUAUGAAGGGAUAUUGAACGCUUGGCCUGAUAAAGCUCCUCUGUUCAUCAAUGGAGAAUCACCUCAGACCGUUCCUGAUCUUCAUGAUGAUCCAUAUCUCUGCUCUGAUUCUCUUCUUAGUAGAAAUGUGAUGGAUGGAAUAGGAAGUGAAGGGCAUAAUAGCAGUAACAAUACUAAUAACAAUAGCAGCAGUAAUGUGUGGAAAGUCCCAGAAAUUGGAAUAAUGAAGAAAGAAGAAUUGAUAUUAGAAGGAAAAGAAGGAUGGAAAAUGGGCCAGAGAGAGGCGAGUGUUUUGAGAUACAAAGAAAAAAGGCAAAGCCGUCUUUUCUCCAAACGUAUUCGCUAUGAAGUCAGAAAACUCAAUGCUGAAAAGCGUCCCAGAAUGAAGGGUCGUUUUGUGAAAAGAAGUUGAGAAAGUGAAGAAACAUAUCAUUUUGGACAUAAAGGGCAUUCCAGGAAAUGCAGCAAUGUAGUGUUCUCUUUUCUUCUUUUAAAAUAAUUUCAUUGUUUUUUUUUUCUCUCUACUUUCAUAGAUAAUAUGUUGUAAUAAUAAAAUAUGAUAAAUGUUAAAUAAAAAACAUUGGUUUAGGGAAAAAAAAAAACCUUCAUACUUGUCCAUUAACAAGUAAUGAAAUGAGUAUUGAGUAAUGAGUGGUGUGUCAAUCAUCACAUUAUGUGGUUUCCAAUCCCAUUAACAUUCAAAAUAUUAGACAUGAACUAAUAUAUUAACGA